GUGGUCCCCACCUCGGUGCCCACGUCCAGUCUCAAACCAACAGCCAAACACGUAUCGAAUGUGUUUUUCGCGGUGUUUCUCAUCCGUGCGUGCGAUUAUCUUCACGAGACAUUAACGAAAGACCCUCUUCUCACCGUCGGUCCGGUGCAAUCGAUCGAUCGCGUUAUCAGUAUGUGCUGCGUAUCUCGUUUUACGUGCGGCUAUCUCCUUGUUUAUCUCUGAAACUCUCGGAGCACGGCGUUAUCCACGGCGAUUCUGCGCUAUGGUAGACAAUCUCGUCGUACACUCAACUUACGCAGGCCGUCUUGAUAAAAACGUUUGACUGACAGAAAAGGGAGAAGGGCUGUCCCGUUGACGCGAGAUCGCCGAUCGUCGCCGUGCAAUCGAUACGAGCGUACGUGGUAGAAACGCGACAACCACCGUGUGUCUGUGUACGAGCACGCGAAAACACCAGCUUCGUGUCAGUCGAUGAGGUUAGGCUGGCGUAUUUACGCAACGAAAAUUUGUGUCGUCGGCGUACGGGCACGCGAUGCGGCUUUGACAGCUCGUUCUAUCGUUGCUGCUAUAUCGUCGUUUGUCACACGUCACAGGACAGAAUACUUGUGUACAGUGCUUAAUAAGGAUAGCGCCGAAUUCGUCGUCGUCCUCGGUGGCGACUUUGACAGGUUACCUAUCGGGGAAGUGAGGUUAAUUCGGGAGGUGUGCGGCUGUGCGUGUGCGUCAGUGUACACGGAAGAGCAACGCGACGAUAAUAUACGAUGACGGCGAUGUUAGUAUCUGUGGCGGAACUGUCGAACAUUUUCUUCGUGCUCGCAGUCUCGAUAUGCUUCUGCGGGGUUUUCUUGUUUAUUAUCAGGAACAUGAUCGUGCUUCGUAUUCACGGCGACGAAUUGAUGUUUGGAGGGAGUGGAAGCGUAAUGACACAUUCGCCGCGUAUACCUCAGAUGGAGAUGAUGAAGGUCCACAUUCCCUUCACCUUCAAGCUUCACGAAAGCUUCAAGAGCACUUAUACCGAGGUAGAAUGCGAAGUAUCGAGUCAAGUCGAGUACUCUCUACAGGCGCUCUGGGGCGUUAGUAUAAGGGAACUUCAUCUGGCACUUUGGAAACCUUGGAGCACCCUUAGAGACGCGUCUUUGAACGGCACUCUCCUUCAAGGCCACGCGCAAUAUCUCACACCACCACAAACUAGACAACCACACGGAGAAGAAACGUUGAGAUUGUCGCUUCCGGCUCCAGAAUUAGAACUUGGAACACCUCCUAGACUUUGUUACCCCUUGGUAAUCUUCCUGACUCGCAGGGAUAACGGAGAUCCUCAUCCGGACGAGACCGUGGCCCUGGUAAACGUUGUCCAUAUCAAAGACAGUGUGUGCACGUUGCCGACCUCGAUCCUGGCGCAAUAUUUAAAACAAGCGAAUGGCCAGUUGUCUUGUCUUAAGCAACUGUACCUAGCUACCGGUAAUUCGACAAACUACGACGAAGGAGAUGUGUCUUCAGGUCUAGGUUCAGCUCUGGCACUUGCAGAACCUUGUAACAAUAGCGGUAGCUCGGCUAGAGGCGCAUUGGUUGCCUCCGGAACAGGCGAUCCCGAGGGAUCGUUGUGGAACACAGCCGGAGAACAGCUUUGCGUUGUUUGCCAAUAUUUUCCUCUGUCGCGUGCUCUGUUGCCUUGCAGACAUACUUGCAUUUGCGCAUCUUGUUUUGGCAAAUUAGAUCGGUGUCCGAUGUGCAGAAGCCCGAUAAAGAGUUAUUUCUGCAUCAGAGGCGAGGAGUACAUGCCCCUGGAAUCAGAAAUCAAUCCCUGCAAACAGAGGCAAUCGAGUCAUGGACCUACUCACUGGCUUCACGAUUGGAACGACAGACUUACGGAUUUCCUCGGAUUCGCACGAUAGAAUACUUGAUAUUCUAACGAGUCGUUUAGAAUGUACAGCGUGCAGAAUACCAUAAAACAAAGAAUGAUUGUCAAUCGUCUAUUGGACUGCUUGAGAGAUUGGUGUAUUUUGAUUGGAGAGUAGUUUUUUUUUCUAGAGUCUUUAAUUCCUGUGAAUUCGAUAUUUAACAAAAGGAAAGUAUUUGCAAUCAAAAUCGUUCAGUGAAGGUACAGAAGAAAGAGAGGUAGGGCAUUAAUUUAUGCGGAAGAGAAUAAGGAUGAUAUAAGUAUAAAAAACUGGAAAUUAGCAUCUUUAUGAAAUAUUAAUUCUUUUCUUUCUCUUGAUGAGAAUAUUGUAGAGAGUUAAAUGAGCAGAGUGAGUUGUAGUUGCAAAGUAGAUUGCAAUGAUAUCUUAUGUUCGUCGUUUGUGCAAUUCUCAAAAAAAGUUAGUAUAUUUUUCUUUUGUUUUUGUUAAUCAUUUUAUGUCUUUCGACUCUGCCUUAUAGCUUAAAAUGGAGAAUGUUAUUCUGUUGGCGUUUGAAUGAUUUUCAAGAAUUAAGGAACCAAAAAAAAUGGAUAAUUUAUUGACGUCCAGAUACAAUAAAGUAAGAGAGGAUUGAUAAAGAAAAAAAAAAAAAAAGAAAUACGGAGAAACGUUUCAGAUUUUUAUCACGCAACAUUGUAUAAAUAUUUAAGAUGUAAAUACAAGAUAACAAAUAAGACAUGUCCAACUUUAAGAUGUAAUUUAUAGAAAUAAUUAAGUUAUUGAUAUUAUUUCAUACGAUACGCAGAUUUAUUCAGUAGAUCUAGAAACAUUAGUUCCGAUAUGCAUGCCUUUAAAGUAUUCUUUUCCCAUUUUUCUUUUUAUCUUAUAUGAAUUGAAAAUAUAUUUUUUCCCCCUUUUGCAAUGCUCUACCGUCCAUGCGCUACGAUGGAGCUAAUUCCCCUGAGGUUCAAUUCAUAACACAAAUCACAAAAAAAAAAACGUCGCUAAAUUAAUUUAAGAAGAAUGUUGCGUUAACGUUUAAACUGUAAAUACACAGACUGUGAUAAUUCUAAUAAUAUCUAUUAUUAUAAACCAGAUAUAUGAAAAAGUCCUGACACAAAGGGGAACACAACAAAGAAGAAGGAAUUGGUACGAAAAAGGAACACGAAAUCAUUUUCAGAUUUCGCAUUUGAUAUGUAUGUACAUUUGCCUUUUUUUUUUUACAUCUUCUAGGCACUUGCUUAAAGAAUGAUGAUACUCUCUUACUCUGGGUUUAUUAUGAAAUCAAAAUUUUAUAUUUUUCUCAUGAAAUUUUUUCAAACAGAAGUUUCUUUCUUGUGAUAACAAGAUCAAUUGAAGGAUACUUUAGAAAUUGAUUCAGCUUAAGAGGGUCAGCUUACUGAAAGAAUGAGAGUAUAUUUGGAACCACACAUGUUAAUUUGAGAGUAAAGGCCUCUAAAGUCAAUGUUGUUGUAGCCGAAGAUCUUUUCGUAUGAUAAUUUAUAUUUUACUUAGUAAGCAUGUGGCAUUUCGAUGAUGCGACAAUGUCUGUAUGAGAGAACCUGUAUAUAAUUUAUUUAAUAAAGCGUAUUCAUGCUGUCA
Molecule: messenger RNA, 3455 nt
Organism: Frieseomelitta varia
Lineage: Eukaryota; Metazoa; Arthropoda; Insecta; Hymenoptera; Apidae
Product: cell growth regulator with RING finger domain protein 1-like
Exons: 6
Coding region: 759-1889 (376 amino acids)
Biological process (GO): negative regulation of cell growth
Source: RefSeq, a predicted model, not a curated record